AUGAAAAGAUUAUUUAGUUUAAAAGAUAAAGUUACAAAAGAUAAAGUUUUUUUAUUGGAUCUUGGUGGUGCAGAAAUUCAAUCACAAGAAAAUUUUAAACAAAGAUCAAAAUUUGGUGUUUUGAUAAGUUUUAUAAUUUAUAUAAUUAUUUUAUUUUAUGUGAUUGUAACUAUUAUUCAAUUUUCAAAAGGUGUACCAACAGUUAUUUAUUCAUCAAGAUUACCAUCAACCUAUGAAGCAACUCAAACGCUUCCACUUGGUAUUAUGUUUAGAAAUGCAACCAAUGGUGAUUAUUAUGAACCAAGUAUUGCAACCGUUCAAUAUACCUAUGUAACCAUUACCAAUCAAGAUUCAUCACCAAGAAUUAAAGAACCAAUCGAUUCAGUACCAUGUGAGUUUACAGAGGAUACUGGUGAUUUUACACGUAAACAAGGUGGUUCAUCAUCAGCAUCAAGAUUAUUAACAGAGAAAGCAAUUUGUCCAAGUAAAGCCGUUGAAAUGGUUGGAACAUUUGAAAUGCCAUCAUAUAAAUAUUUAGAAGCCAAAGUUUUGAAAUGUUCAUGUACCAAUAUUUCAUGUCCAAUUCAAUGUGCGUCAGAAGCAGUUUUUGAUGAUGUAUUUUAUGGUGGUUCAAUUUCAGUGGUAAUGACAGAACUAAUUCCAACAUCGAAUCCAUUAAUGAAUAAAUUCUCAUUGGUACCAUCUGUAAAUUUAGCUCAACCACCAAUACCAAUCAAUAGUACAAAGAGUGUAUUUUGGAAGAAUUUAAAAGCAUUCAAUUAUAAUGUCGAUAUUUAUAUUCGUAAACAAACCAUUUACAAUGGUCCAAGAUUCAUGUUUGAUUCACAUUUUGGUGAAUUUUAUUUAAUGGGUGGUAUGGAUCCACGUGCCGAUGAUUUCGAUCCAACUAAUAAUGUUUUAUUUAAAGCUUACUUUAGAAUCGAUUCUUAUGAAGAUCAAGAAAUUAGACAAAGCCCACAAUUUUUAGCUUUAUUAGCAAGUUGGGCUGCUCUUUAUUCUUUCUUUGCUUUAACUUUUGUUAGAGUAAUUAGAUUGUAUAAUAAAAGACUUUAUAAAAUCACUGAUGAAAUUAAUAAUGCAAUUUCAAAAAUGUUACAUAUUGAUCGUCACCAUUCAAAAACUGAAAAUGAUAUUUAUGAACCUGAAAUUCCAAUGAUAGUUUUAAAUAAAGAUAAUAAUAAUAAUAAUAAUAAUAAUAAUAAUAAUAAUAAUAAUAAUAAUAAUAAUAAUAAUAAUAAAGUUGGUGGUUUAGAAAAUUCAGAUUGUAUUGUUUCAAGUCCAAGUGUUCAAAGUUCUUUAAAUAAAAGUUGUAAUGGUAUUAAUGUUAAUCAAAUUGAUUCAAUAAAUAAUACAAAUUCAAAAUUUAAUAAUAAUAAUAAUAAUAAUAAUAAUAAUAAUAGUAAUAAUAAUAAUAAUAGUGAUUAUCAUUUAGAAGAUGAUAUAAUAACAAAUCCAAGUUUAAAUAGUGGUAAUAAUAGUGUUAUUAAUAUUAAUAGUUUAAAAAAUAAUAAUAACACUAAUAAUUCCAAUUUUAAUGGAAUUGAAAAUGAACAAUCAAAAGGUAAUCUUGAAAUUUCUUGGGAUUUACAUCAUGGUACAAUAAAUUCAAAUUAUAAUAUAAGUUUAAAUUCCUUAGAUGGUGAUAAUACAAAUAUUAAUAAUAAUAAUAAUAAUAAUAAUAAUAAUAAUAAUAAUAAUAAUAAUAAUAAUAAUAAUAAUAAUAAUAAUAAUAAUAAUAAUAAUAAUAAUAGUAAUAAUAAUGGGAAUAAUGGGAAUAAUAUUUAUGAAAAAGAUAAAAAAGAUUAA
Molecule: messenger RNA, 1827 nt
Organism: Dictyostelium discoideum AX4
Lineage: Eukaryota; Evosea; Eumycetozoa; Dictyosteliales; Dictyosteliaceae
Exons: 1
Coding region: 1-1827 (608 amino acids)
Source: RefSeq, a predicted model, not a curated record